GGGUGCUUGGCCCGCCAGUGGAGCCCUUGGCUGUGACCUAGCGCCCAUUCCGUGUUCCUUCCCGGCCCCCUGUCCUUUCCUCCUCACUUCGCGUUCUGCCCCUCCUCCUCUUCCCACCUUCUUCUAUGGUUGUGUUGGGUUCAUUGCCUCGGAUGUUUGGGCCCUGCGGCAGGGGUUAUAGCACAAUGAACAACCACGGCCCGAUACGUUUGGUGGGCAAGUUCGUAUCCGUCGCCGCUUGGUUGUCUCUUGCUUUCCUUCCGUCGCCUCAUUCCCCCCCUCUGCCCCGAGUCGGCGGCCCGAGUUUCGGCCACGUUCGCUGGACAGCGUCUCGCCGCUGCCGGCCUGCCCGGUCAACUUCGCAACUCAGCUCGCUGGGCAGCGGCCCUCCCUGGAGCGGCGGGCCGCCGUGGCCGGAGCGCCCUCCCGGCGCCCCGCGCACGGCUCCAGGCCUCGCCGCGGCCACGUCGCUGCUCCCCGAGGAGCUCCUGCGCGGCGCCCCGCGCACGGAGCCGCUCGCGAAGCCGCCGCCGCGCCCGGAGUCCGCGGGGAAGCCCGUCAGCCCUGUCGCGCUGGAGCCCCGAUCCUCCGCGAAGCCCAUCAGCCCUGCUGCGCGGGAGCCCCGAUCGGUCGGUUCGCCGGAGGCGGCGCUUGCCGACGACCUGCGGCAGCUGGAGGAGUGGGCCGCCAAGCUGAGGGAGUCCGCGCGCAGCUGAUAUGCGCCCGGGGCCCGCGCGCGGCUGAUGUGCGGGCGACGUCGUGGUUGGUCGGUUCGAAGGAGGGCGAUGGGACGGGCAAGUAGUUCCGCUGACCGCGUAGCUUUGUGCCGAGAAGCGGUUACGAUGCGAUGGAUUUCCCAGGCCGCCGCAGCGGG
Prorocentrum cordatum is the source of this 874-nucleotide messenger RNA. The record is from the annotation of a GenBank genome assembly. Lineage: Eukaryota; Dinophyceae; Prorocentrales; Prorocentraceae.